This is a messenger RNA of Penicillium chermesinum, 414 nucleotides long. RefSeq lists its product as uncharacterized. The record is from RefSeq and is a predicted model, not a curated record. The transcript is spliced from 2 exons. The coding region runs from base 1 to 414 and encodes 137 amino acids. NCBI's taxonomy places the organism in Eukaryota, Fungi, Ascomycota, Eurotiomycetes, Eurotiales, Aspergillaceae.
AUGACCCAUUCCAAGGUUGGACAUCUCGGAACGUAUUCCGAUCUUUCGGACGACUCUAUGGACUGGGAGGAAGGUAUCAAGCCAGUGCUCGAAAAGUCGAGCGUCAAAGAGCCCUGCUCGACACACGGGCCUAGCGAAACCAAGACUCUUGAUCGAGAUCUCCAAAGCCCAAACGCCAAAAAGCAUAUCCUUGCCCUAGCAGUGGCACUGGGAGAACUUGCCAAUGAAGAUAAUUGCACCAAAUGCACAGUCGAGAAGGUCUCAAAGCUCAUCACUCUCCAAGCCCUCGACAUCAAGGCUGCGAACCAAACCAAGGGGUGGACCAAGGAGGACAAGAAGAUUCGCAAGGUGGAAUUCAAAAUCCUUUGUCAGGGGGUGAAGAAGGAUCUAAAGGUCCUAUGGAAGGGGAAAUGA